Leptonychotes weddellii (Weddell seal) is the source of this 1911-nucleotide messenger RNA. Lineage: Eukaryota; Metazoa; Chordata; Mammalia; Carnivora; Phocidae. The record is from RefSeq and is a predicted model, not a curated record.
UAUAAUGCUUGCUGUUCCAGGAGCCAUGUUUGACCAGGACUGUGGGAAGGUCGUAUUCAUGCUGGAGGCUCUUGUGAGGAGAUGAGUUGGUGAACAGAGAAACCGGCAUGAAGAUGCUCCCAGGAGUGGGCGUGUUUGGGACCGGCAGCUCCGCCCGGGUUCUGGUCCCACUGCUGAGGGCGGAAGGGUUCACCGUGGAGGCCCUGUGGGGGAAGACUGAGGAGGAGGCAAAGCAGCUUGCCGAGGAGAUGAACAUCACCUUCUACACCAGCCGGACCGAUGAUGUCUUGCUGCAUCAAGACGUGGAUCUUGUGUGCAUCAAUAUCCCCCCUCCACUGACCCGGCAAAUAUCUGUGAAGGCUCUAGGUAUUGGAAAGAAUGUGGUUUGCGAGAAGGCAGCAACCUCAGUGGAUGCCUUCCGGAUGGUGACUGCCUCACGCUACUACCCGCAGCUGAUGAGCCUGGUGGGGAACGUGCUGCGCUUCCUGCCUGCCUUCGUGCGCAUGAAGCAGCUGAUCGCGGAGCACUACGUGGGCGCGGUGAUGAUCUGUGAUGCCCGCAUCUACUCAGGCAGCCUGCUCAGCCCCAACUACGGCUGGAUCUGUGACGAGCUCAUGGGCGGCGGGGGCCUGCACACCAUGGGCACCUACAUUGUGGACCUGCUGACCCACCUGACCGGCCGGAGAGCUGAGAAGGUGCAUGGGCUGCUCAAGACCUUUGUGAGGCAGAAUGCGGCCAUCCGUGGCAUCCGGCAUGUCACCAGUGAUGACUUCUGCUUCUUCCAGAUGCUCAUGGGUGGGGGGGUGUGCAGCACAGUAACACUUAACUUCAACAUGCCAGGCGCCUUUGUGCAUGAGGUCAUGGUGGUGGGCUCUGCAGGACGCCUCGUUGCCCGAGGAGCGGACCUCUACGGGCAGAAGAACUCUGCCACACAAGAGGAGCUGCUCCUGAGGGACUCGCUGGCCGUGGGGGCAGGGCUGCCCGAGCAGGGGCCCCAGGACGUCCCACUGCUCUACCUGAAGGGCAUGGUCUACAUGGUGCAGGCCCUGCGCCAGUCUUUCCAGGGGCAGGGAGACCGCCGCACAUGGGACCACACCCCUGUCUCGAUGGCCGCCUCGUUCGAGGAUGGGCUGUACAUGCAGAGUGUGGUGGAUGCCAUCAAAAGGUCGAGCAGAUCCGGGGAGUGGGAGGCUGUGGAGGUACUGACGGAAGAACCCGACGCCAACCAGAACCUCUGUGAGGCACUGCAACGGAAUAACCUGUGAGCCUGCAGGUGGGCUCCCUGCCACGGGGCCGAGGGGCCGGGGAGGGACCAGAAGCUGGCACGGGAGGGCUUGGCCACAGUGUCUUUCAUCUUGGGCAGGGUCCAGGUGAUGCCCAAGGUGGCCCUGGGAAAACACCCCCUCCAAUGCUCAUUUGCUCCUCAGACUUGCAGGGUGGUGAUAUAGUUGAGGGCUAGCACAGUGUGCCCGGGGUGGGGCUGCCCCCCGGGCUCUGCAUAGUCACGCUGAUGAGCAGAGCCAGCCAGAGCUUGACUUGGAGGCUGCUUUUGCCAAUUUGUGGUCCUAACUAGGUGAGGUAGCAUAGCAGGGACCCAGCUUGGCUGAUUCCUCAGCCUGAGGAAAAAUGAUAAGAAGCCUGGUUUUCAUGCCCUUCCUGGGCUAGGGCAUCUCAGGAAUGGUGAGGGCGUCGAGUCAUCCCUCAGGGAUCCGCACCUGCCCUCCUUCCCAUAUGACCAGGCCCUUCCAGCCUCUAGGCUGCCCCUUCCCUGGCAGGGAGGAGGGGUUCUUCAUUAGGUAAACUCUCAGGGGCUGUUGACCUGGGGAAAAGGGCCCCCGACUUGGCGGAGAGGAGAUAGGGUUCUGGAAUAUCUGAUAAGUGUUAAUAAAUAAAUCAGAAAGUCUGACACUA